Messenger RNA from Rhea pennata, 2632 nucleotides. It is a transcript of the gene CAGE1, whose product is annotated as cancer antigen 1. The record is from RefSeq and is a predicted model, not a curated record. The transcript has 9 exons. NCBI's taxonomy places the organism in Eukaryota, Metazoa, Chordata, Aves, Rheiformes, Rheidae. The coding region runs from base 338 to 2506 and encodes 722 amino acids.
GGUAGUGCGGUCUCGUUCUGUGACGGCCCCUUUCGUUCCGGCGACGGGAUCGGCUACGAACGCCUGACGUCACAAAGGCUGUCAAACGCCACUAGCGCGGCGUGGCGUCGCUGGGGCGCGGCCGCCGAGCCUCGGGGGCGCGCGGCGGCAGUUUGGGGGCCGCGCGGGGCGUAACGGCCGGCACCGCCACGGCGGGCCCGGGGCGGCGGGCCGCGUGGGGGCGGGCUGUGGGGUCUUCCGCGAGGGAGCACGGACCCUCUGGAGCCUCAGUGGGAUCGCAGGUUCGCUUUUGUGUUUUGCAGAGCAGAAGGAUUUUCUCAGCUUCUACGGACUGAUCAUGUCUUCAAGAUACAUCUCUAACGGUGCUUCUCUAAAGUCAAACCAUCAAGAGUCCCUGAAUAUGGAAAGUAACACAACCAUUUCUGACAUUCUGGAGGAUGAAAUGCAGAACCCAAAGGAAGGAAAAAAUGCUGACUGCAAACUUGGUGAAGGAGCCUGCGUUCCUGAGCCUGUCUUAGAAAAUUUGACAGAUUCUUUACAGAAAACAACGUCACGAGGCCUUAGAAACACUUGCCAUGAAAGCAACAGACCUCUCUGUGUAGCCAGUUGGAAUGAAUCUUCAGAUGUGGACAUGAUGUUUUUCCUAGAGAAGGAAUCCAUAGGCAAAGAAGAGCCAUCACAUCAAGCGAGAAUACUGGGCUGGCUAGAAGAAAACAAAAAGGGAGAAGACACCAUUAAAAAAGAAUUGUGGCAAUCUGAGAAAGAAAAAGUUUCACUUUCAGAACAAUUAUCAGUUAAGUCCCUUGCAUCUCCUUAUGAAAAGCCAUUUGUGGAAAUGGGGGAGUCACUACUGGACUGUAUUAUUAAAGAAUCCCCCAUAAAAGACGUAUCUUAUUUUCUCACUCAAACCCAUGGCUCUCUGUUCAAGAUAUAUCCAAGUUUUAGUACUGAGGAACUGUCUUCUGGAGAGGAUAAUCUGAACUUGGCUGGCAAAGUUCCCAGUCCAACAGGAGACAUGGCAGUCACUGGACAACAGCUUGACCCUUCAAACACCUGUAGGGAGAGCAACAAUAAUUUUUGUCCUGAUUCUUCGUAUGAGAACUUUAUGUAUAAACCAGCUCUGAUGCAGUCAAAUAGAGAAGUGAAAAGAACUAACAAGAACUGUGUAAUCCAGUGCAGCAAAAGAGGACGUGUUCACAGAAAGUUUCCAUCAGAAUCUGAAGUGCCCAAAGCUGAUAAGAAAUCUUUACACCAUCAUUCUGAGACAUCACUUGCUCCCAAGGAAGAAUAUAAGCAAGGAGGCACAAGCAAUAAAGUGAUCCUCUCCACUCAUAAAACAGGGAGCCCUUGUCUAAGCCCUUAUGAAGCAUCCUCAAAUAUGUUUAAGACACAGUAUUCCAAGUACAACUUGGAGAAACUACCAUUCCAGGAGGAAGUUACAAACUUCAGUGGGGUCAUCAAGGAGCUAGAGCAAGGCCAGCAAAAACAAACCCAAAUCACAGAUCUUCAGUGUGAUGAUAAGCUUUUGAAGAAGAUUAAAGAGAGGGGAAAACUGUUGCUUAGGGAAGGAGAUUACAAUCUGAAUGAAGUGACUAAGAGAAUGAAGCGGAAUCAGAAGAAACAGCCAACUCAAAUAACUGAUUCUUACUCUGAAACCAUUUCUCUGGAGACCAGUUUAAAAGAAUUAGAAUCAAAAGCUGUUCAGCAAUGGCAUUUUGAAGAAACUGUAAACAAGCUGAAGAAAGAUAUUGAAGAUCUAAGAGAAGGAAGAGGCAAGGUCACAAAGGAGAAAAAUGAGGCUAGGAAUUGGCUAGUAGUCAUGCAGGAAGCUUUAUCCAAUGCCACCAAACAUCUUGAGGAAGUUGGGAUUGAAAAAAAAGCUCUUCUGCAGCAGGUAGAAGAACUGAAGUCUGCUUAUUGUCUCCUUCAAAAGAAGCAUGAGGCAGAAUUGAAGACCAAGUACUUGCAGAGGGACCAUACUAUAUGCAGGAAAGAGAAAAAGAUAAGGGAACUGCAGCAUCUCAAACAAAAACUGGAACAGGAGGCUGAGACUGUCACUUCAGCCCUGCAUGGGCUAAGGAAGGAAAAGCAGAAUACAGAGAAAGGACUUCUAUCCUUGCAAACAAAAUUUCAGGGAGGAAAGGAUGGCAGCUUAGCAGAAAGGCAACAGCCAGGAUCCAAAUAUAACAAGCUGGCUGCUCAGCUUAAAAUUCUGCAAGUAGAAUUUGAAAAUGAACAAGCUGAAAGGGAGAAAAUGCAACAGCAGAUCUAUGAAUUCAGAAUAGAGAACCAAAAGCUGCAGCAACAGAGUGCUAAAGACCAAGAACAAAACCACAUCCUGCAGCUUGAAACUGCCAGGUGGAAAAAGAAAUAUGAUAAAGUCAGAGAAUCACAGACAGCCAAGUUGACAAGUUGCAGAUCUCCUCAAAUCAGGACACAGAUCAUCUUUCUGUCAUUGAACAUAACAGGAAGAAUGAAGCAAUUGUUCAACUGCAAGAAGAAAUGAAGAGCCUUACUUCUAAAAAGAAAACUUUAGAGAAAAAGAUUGAAAAACUAAAAAAUCACCUGGAGUUAAAAGAGGAAGAAUGCAAGAGACUUACAGGAGAAAAUGACAAACUUCAUGAAGAUUUGA